Molecule: messenger RNA, 935 nt
Organism: Carlito syrichta (Philippine tarsier)
Lineage: Eukaryota; Metazoa; Chordata; Mammalia; Primates; Tarsiidae
Gene: MRPS24
Product: mitochondrial ribosomal protein S24
Exons: 2
Biological process (GO): translation
Cellular component (GO): mitochondrion
Source: RefSeq, a predicted model, not a curated record
AACCGGGCGGCCCGUGUCCGCGUGGGCAAGGGGGACAAGCCCGUGAGCUACGAGGAGGCGCACGCACCGCACUACAUCGCUCACCGUAAGGGCUGGCUGUCGCUGCACACAGGUAACCUGGAUGGAGAGGACCAUGCUGCAGAGCGAACAGUGGAGGAUGUUUUUCUUCGCAAGUUUAUGCUGGGUACCUUCCCAGGCUGCCUGGCUGACCAGCUGGUCUUAAAGCGCCGAGCUAACCAGGUGGAGAUCUGUGCCCUGGUCCUGAGGCACCUACCUGCACACAAGUUCUAUUUUCUAGUGGGCUACAGUGAAACUUUGCUGUCCUACUUUUACAAGUGUCCUGUGCGACUCCACCUCCAAACUGUGCCCUCAAAGGUUGUGUAUAAGUACAUCUAGGAUGAUUCUCCCCCACCCAUCCGCCUUUUUUUCCUCAGUCAAGCUGUGGCCUGCAAAGAACAGAAACAUGGAAAAGGAGUGAAGUAGAACAAGGGGAAAUGUGUCUCUUCAGAACUGAAGUAUUGUUUCUCAGCUGCUGUUGAAGAAAGACCUUCUAUGUUGUCUUGCCUUUCUGUCUUUACUCUUUAGGUGAGGGAUCUAGAGAGGUUUCUUCUCCAAGGCUUGCAGGAAGGCUGCCAGUUGAAGUUAGGCCUUCAGAUCAGUGAGUACUUUGUGCCAAUCACUGUAUCGAGCACUUAAAGUUCGUUUUCUCUCAAAAUGGAAAGAUUCGUUUUUGGUGAUAAUAAUAUAAUCAAUGUUAACUUUUUAAAAAUCAAAACAAUAUGGACAUAUAUAACAUCGACCAUGAAACUUUCUUAUAAUUCCUCCCCAGAUAGAGCUACUGUAAACAGUUUGUUUCAUUUUUUUUUCCAGAUGCACUUUUUCCCAGAAAUACUUUAAUGCAUACUGACUGUUUAUUAAACUUUUAUUUAGUCCUU